Molecule: messenger RNA, 3420 nt
Organism: Polypterus senegalus (gray bichir)
Lineage: Eukaryota; Metazoa; Chordata; Cladistia; Polypteriformes; Polypteridae
Exons: 6
Coding region: 238-1041 (267 amino acids)
Cellular component (GO): cytoplasm
Source: RefSeq, a predicted model, not a curated record
UGAUCAACUACAAAAGCAUGAAUAUACAGCUGUUCCUGCACUCGCUCAGUGGGUGCCCAAUGUAUGCUGAUGUGUUCAAUUUGUUGUCCUGAUUGCCGUGAUUUCUAGCUCUUUUUAAUACCAUGUCCAAUGUAUUAAGGAAGCAAAGACGUUUUAUAACCCUGUUGAAAGACUGAAACCAACCUUACUGCCAACCUUCGACUGGUCCAAGAAUUAUUCAUCACUAUCUUUUCAAAAAUGUUGCAACAAAUUUUAAAUGACAUGUACAUAGAUCCUGAUGUUUUGGAAGCUUUAAACGAAGAGCAAAAGAAAAUUUUAUUCCUUAAAAUGAGGCAGGAACAAGUGCGAAGGUGGAAAGAAAGAGAAGAGAAGCUUGAAAAAGAGGGACCAGUAUUUACCAGACCCAAGUCAAAUAAAGCUCCAACAAAGCGAGUUAGUUGGCUUUUGGGAAGUGAUGGCGAUGUUCAUGUGUUCAUAAUUGGUGAAUCACCUGAUGUUAAGCCUUUUCAGAUGAUUUAUGCAGAGUUUGAACAGAGCACUAAUAAAAGAAAAAAUAUGGAUAAUAUGAAGAGUGACGUCUUGCACUGUACCCUACCCCAAGAAGAAAAUGAAUGUUCUGAAAGCAACAUCUUAAUGGUACAGAGAGGAGAUACGCACUCUCAGUUGAAGGAGAUAGAAGAGGAAGAUGCAAGUCAGGAUGUAACAUCAGCGUUAAAGGCAUGUGACAUUUACUACCACCGACAUCUAUGUCAAAAAGAUACUGACACCACAGUCCUUGAAAUGCAGUCUGGGGAAUGUCAAGAAAGAACAGGUCAAGAUUUCAAACUCAAUCAAGUGUCAAAUACAGCAACUAUGCAAAAUAAUGAUCACUCCAAUGAAGUUCCAAGUAACACGGUGGUACGAAGAAGCGUUGCUGAACUCACUCAGAAUUUUGGUGGACCAAAAAAGACCAGUGGCAAAGGCACAUUGCCUCGUGUCAAGCCACCAUUGCCUGCAAAGCCUUCAUCAAUUUACUUGAUGUCUUCUUCAGGCUUCAGGUGACACUAAAAGAGCCUUACCAAACCGGAUAUCUUUCUAAUGGAGAUGAAUGUGUUCCAGUGAGUCCUGAGCAGAGCAGAACUUGCUUUUAGGAGUGUACAGAAGGCUUCCUGUAUUGCUGUGGAAGUGGAGUCAAUUAAACAUUGGACCUAAAUUUUGCUGAAUCGAGCAUAGUUACUCUUCAGUCUUGUUCUUAACCAUUUUAAUACAAGUUUUGGAGUGUGUUCUGAAAACCAAAGAUAAUUGGCACAUAACCAGCAUAAAAGGUGAAAAUACCAAAAACAUGCACUGAAUGGAAAUACUGUAUGUUUUAUAUUGUUUUUCUUUUAAAAAAGAAUUUUCUUGCAAUGAAUAAAAUACUGUAACUAAUUUUGUUUAAAUGAAAUAGCAUCAGUGAUAAUUGCAAAGCUAGUCUUUAAUACUUAACCCACCAUAUCAUGCUUUUAUAUCCAUGUAAAUAAUCUUUACAUUGUAAUGUGCAUUGUUUUUAGAGGUGUUGAUUCUAAUCCACUUGACAAUGGGAGAAUAUAACUUAAAGGAUAGGGUCAGUAUUUUUCAAGAUGAAGUUGUUUCUUCACAAUCAUGCUAUAUAUGUAUUUUCCACACACUACUUUCUAUAAAGUAAAAAUAAUAUAUCUUGCCUGCACUUUUUCUUUACAUUGCAGUUUAUGGGGCAUGAAGUAAAAGCUUAAAAACUUAUCAAAAACAUUAAUUUUUCAGGCCAAUACAGUUGUCGAGUAUUAAUCCACAUCCUGCAAUUACACACACAUUGUAAAAUAGUUUAUACGUGUAUUUUUGAACAGAAAUCACCAAUGUUAUGAGUUUUAGCAAUUUUAAAAGACGGCCAAAUAGCUCAGCAUUUUGUCUUCCCAUGCAACAGCCUUUCAGUCCCCAGGGAGUGGUUUCUGCUUGAAAUACCCAAUCACAAUAAGCUAUUCAUGGCACAUGGUUGGUUUUGUUUUGAUGUAUUUCCAUAUUUACAUGAGAAUUCACAUGAGGAAAUAAAAAAGUAUAUUUAGCAUGAGAAAAAUAUUAGCAGGAAUAUGUGAAACGAUUAUUUACUGAUCACUUUUGUUGUCAAAAACAUGCGUUGGAAAUGCGGAAGGCACAGAUCAAUACUCCACAGUUGUCUUGGCUUGAAAAAUUGAUGUAUUUGGUAAGUUUUAAACUUUUCCUCUGUGCUUCAUACCCUUCUAUGUAAAGCACCUUAGCAACAAGAUAUUUUUUAAUUUAUAGAAACAGAAUUUCAUAUGACAAAUGAAUAUAUACCAUGUUUGUAAAGAUUUGAAAAAUAUCAAACUUAUCCUUUUACUGUCUAGACAGUGACACAUCCACAGCAUUGCCAUUAGGCCACGUUGGUGGCUCUUUCUUAGAUCACUAAAGAUAUAUUUAACAGAUAUAAGUAUGUCUUUUUCUAAUAAAGAUGGGCACUAAUUCUGAUAUGCCUAAUGAACUUCCUUUGCUGAAAUAAUCUUACAUGCAAACCAGUGAGCACAGGAUGAGUCAAUGAGCACUAACUUGGAUCUUUAACAUGUUUUAACUAGAAAGCACAGUGUAAUGUAUUAUCUUAAUGGCAGGGAUUUUAUCACUUGCUGUGAAAGGAAAGAAAAAAACUAUAAUGCUUUUCAUAUACUUUUAAGCUUCUUCCUGGAAGCUAGCAUAGCGUGUACCUCUGCAACAGGAAUGACAGAUCAUUAGCAUGCCAAAAGAAAGGUCAGCAAUUAAAUUGCAAUAGUCUUUCUACAGGUUAAGACUAUUAAAUGGAAUCUUAUUUCUCCAAUUUAGAAAUCAUGAUUAUCAAUAACAUAUCUUAAUUUCAGUAGAAAAACUAAAAUAUAUCCGCCUUGAUUUCUUACUGGCUUAGCACUACAUAUGUUUGUGAAACCUGAAAGCAGAAUUAAUUUUUUUAAUGAAAAUUGUUUUUUUUAACACUUUGUUAAAAGGCACACCGCUGCUUAACCAAGUCAUAAAAAAAUUGUACUUAAAAAAAUAUUUAAAAAAAAAAAAAAAACUGAAAUAUGUAAAUACUGUAACACGUUUACUCAAGGUGACACAGAUGAGCAGUGGUUAGCAUUGCUCCUGUUCAGCUCCAAAAUGUUUAGCUCAAAACACUGUACUCUGGAUUUUGCAUGCUGUCUUUGUGCCUUCAUUGUUUUUCUCCAUGUACUCCGCUUAAAUCCCAAAGAUGUACAGUUUAAUUUGACUGACGAUUUAAAUCAUUUCCUGUAUAAAUGAGUGAUGUGGUGUAUGCCAUUUUUUUCCUGUCUUGUUCCCAGUGUUACUUGAAUUAGCUCUGGUCUGCUUCAGUCCUGUACUGAAAAAUUAAUUAUUGAUACAUAUUGUAUUGAACACCUCAAAUGAUCAAAUAAACUUUAUACUGUA